Molecule: messenger RNA, 723 nt
Organism: Aspergillus oryzae RIB40
Lineage: Eukaryota; Fungi; Ascomycota; Eurotiomycetes; Eurotiales; Aspergillaceae
Exons: 1
Coding region: 1-723 (240 amino acids)
Molecular function (GO): acyltransferase activity, transferring groups other than amino-acyl groups
Source: RefSeq, a predicted model, not a curated record
AUGUUUCCCUCAGAACCAACGACAACACGAAAUAGCAACAUCGCACUUAUUCCCAAAGAAUACGCCCACCAGGGAGAUCUAGAAGCCAUAAUCACACGAUACAGAACCCUUCGCCUAAGAGGCCUGAAAGAGAACCCAGACUCCUUCUCAUCUAAGUACGAGGACGAAGUUGAUCUCCCAUACGAGAAAUGGCUAGCUCGAGUUACCAACCCACAAGCGCGUUCCUUUGUCGCUUAUGACGCCCAGGGGAACAACAACAUGGAAUCUUUAGCGCUCCUUUUGAGUCGAGAAUGGUUGGGUACAGUCACCAUAGUAGGGCCUAGGUUGCUGCCUGAAGAUAACGAGGCUCUGUCAAAAGCACCAUGGGAUAUGUUUCUUCCGCUAGAAGAGCGGGAGCUGUCUGAGAGAGAGACUCGUGAUGCGACUUUGGUGUAUAUGCUUGGGGGCAUGUUCGUUCUCGAGACGGGAAGACGAAAGGGGAACGGUCGUCGGCUGAUUGAACGGGCUGUUAGUGAAGCACGGACGGAAGCUAUUGAGGUGGGGGCAAGUCGUGUCUUAGUGGUGUCUGUCGCGGAACGAAAGAAUGAUGCUGCGCGACGGUUGUAUGAGAAUUGCUCGUUUGAUGUGUGGGAUGAUGAGCUUGUAUUGCAGAUCCCACGGCACCAGGAGUGUGUUGCCAUGGUUUUGGAUCUUAGGCUGAAGGCAGGAUCGCCUGAUAAUUAA